GUGCUGAGGGACGCCCGCAUCCUUAUCCUGCACAUGGGCCGUGACUUCUCCUUCGAUGACUGCGGCCGGGCGUUCACCUGCCUGCCCGUGGAGGAGCCUGGUGCCCCGGCUGAAGCACUGGUCUGCAACCUGGACAGUCUGCUGGGGACCAUGACACACAGGCUCUGUGUGGGCUCCCCGCCCGGCGUCUGGGUCUGCAGCACUGACAUGAUCCUCACCGUGCCCUCAGCACCAGAGAUCAGCUGGGAUGGCUUCCAGGGUGUCAGAGUGAUCGCAGUGCCCGGGAGCACAACAUAUGCCAGGAACCAUGGGGUCUACCUCACCAAUGAGCAGGGGCUGGUGCAUGAUAUCGUCUACAAAGGCACAGAGGCCCAGAUCCAGCAGUGUGUGAGGCCUGAUGGCACUGUCCCGCUGGUCUGUGGGAUUGUUUUUUUCUCCUCGGACGCUGCUGAACAGCUUCUGGCCACCCAUGUCAUCCCUCCUCUGGAUGCCUGCACCUACAUGGGGCUGGACUCGGGGGCACCACCGAUCCAGCUCUCCCUCUUCUUCGACAUUGUGCUGUGCAUGGCAGGGGGGAUGACAGAGGAGGAUUUUGUGAAGGGUGGUGGUGACACCAGCGUGAGGAGUGCCCGCUCUGUGCUGUGGACAGCUCUGCGUGGCUUCCCUCUUAGCAUGGCCUGCAUCCCCGACGCCUCCUACGACUACAUGACCACCUCAGCGAGUGACCACAUCCGCAGCCUGACUCUCCUGCCUGGCUCUGCCAGCCACCUCCGCUUCUGCAAGACAGCCCAUUCCCACGUGGAUCAGCCCUGUCUCCUGGAGGAUGGCUCUUCAGUCACCAACUGCCUGCUGGAAGGAGCUGUGCAGCUGGCAGCUGGCAGUGUCAUCCAGCACUGUCACCUCCAGGGUCCCCUGGAGAUCGGUCCUGGCUGCCUCCUCUCAGGCCUUGAUGUGGGCUCCUCAUCAGCUCUGCGAGGCUGUUCCCUGCGUGACGUUGUCCUGCAGGGCCAUUAUGUCCAGCUGCGUGACGUGUCCUGCCGUGUGUACACUCUGACUGGCCGCCUCGAUGACUGGCAGAGCCCUGUGGAAGAGGCCACCUACCUGAACGUGCCCUGGGCUGAGUUUUUCCAACGGACGGGCAUACGGGAAGGGGACGUUUGGGAUGCUGAAACACCACGGAGAAGCCGCUGCCUGCUCAGUGCCCGGCUCUUCCCAGUGCUGCACGCGUGUGAGGCACUGGGGCUGGAGGACGUGCUGUGGCUGCUGGCCCCGGCUGCGGUGGCCGGUGAGCAGCUGACGCGCUGGCGGACGGCCUGGCGCAUGUCCUGGCAGGAGCUGCUGCCCUGUCUGAACACAGCGGCCGAGCUGGGUGCCCGCCAGGCCCUCUUCUUCCUGCAGGGCCAGCGCAAGGUGUGGCGAGUGCUGCUGGGGCGCCAGGACUGCAGUCUCCUGCCGCUUGCCCGCAGCGCCGUCUACGAGGGCUACCAUGAAGCUGUGCUGAGCACACUGGAUGAGGUUGCCUCCACGGCCAACAAUGCUGGCAUUGCAGCACGGGCGCUCGCCUGCAUUGCUGAGGUCCUGGGCUGCAUGGCACGAGGGGAAGGUGGCUUGCGGAGUGGCCCUGCUGCCAACAGGGAAUGGGCCUCGGCUUUCAGGCACCUGGAGAGCGGCGACAUCGCCGGCGGUGUCCGGGAAUUGGCUGCGGAGCGGCACAAGUGGAUGAGCCGGCCAGCUCUGCUGGUGAGAGCGGCUCGGCAUUACGAGGGGGCCGAGCAGAUCCUCGUCCGGCAGGCGGUGAUGUCCUCAUGCCGGUUCGUCACCAUGGGCCAGGCAGAGCUGCCACCCUUGGGGCAUUGGGUGCAGGUGGUGUGUCCAGCCCGCCUGGACCUCUCCG
Molecule: messenger RNA, 1894 nt
Organism: Acanthisitta chloris (rifleman)
Lineage: Eukaryota; Metazoa; Chordata; Aves; Passeriformes; Acanthisittidae
Gene: FCSK
Product: fucokinase
Exons: 14
Biological process (GO): GDP-L-fucose salvage
Molecular function (GO): fucokinase activity
Source: RefSeq, a predicted model, not a curated record